Dreissena polymorpha is the source of this 7159-nucleotide messenger RNA. Its product is annotated as carboxypeptidase A4-like. Gene Ontology annotation, molecular function: metallocarboxypeptidase activity; zinc ion binding. Gene Ontology annotation, biological process: proteolysis. The record is from RefSeq and is a predicted model, not a curated record. NCBI's taxonomy places the organism in Eukaryota, Metazoa, Mollusca, Bivalvia, Myida, Dreissenidae. The transcript has 7 exons. Bases 961 to 2163 code for a protein of 400 amino acids.
GGAACAAUCACCUUACCAACGCAUUAUAUUUACUUGUACAGCUAUCAGGAACAAUCACCUUACCAACGCAUUAUAUUUACUUGUACAGCUAUCAGGAACAAUCACCUUACCAACGCAUUAUAUUUACUUGUACAGCUAUCAGGAACAAUCACCUUACCAACGCAUUAUAUUUACUUGUACAGCUAUCAGGAACAAUCACCUUACCAACGCAUUAUAUUUACUUGUACAGCUAUCAGGAACAAUCACCUUACCAACGCAUUAUAUUUACUUGUACAGCUAUCAGGAACAAUCACCUUACCAACGCAUUAUAUUUACUUGUACAGCUAUCAGGAACAAGGCUCUUAAGACCAAUUUACGUAAUAGCACCUGAUUGUGAGGCAUCCAUGACUUACAUUAAUCUGACAUGGGGUUGUGACCUUUCCGUGAUUUUCUCUAGGGGCCGUGGUUAUUCAUAUUGCUCCAUUAUUUCCAGAACUCGAGAACGAACUUAAAUUAGAGAGAGAAUAUAGAAACACGGCAUGAACUUGGACACUAAAGAGGAGAAGUUGAGCUCAAUUAAGAUGGCAUCUAUGAUUUAGAAAUCCCCGAUUGGUAAACCAGGAAGUUUCAAACACGGUUUUUUGCAGAGACUUGUCUUAUUGAGAAAAAUAAAUAAAACUCAUUUGUUCAUUGUGACAACACGUAUGAAGCGUCAACAAAAGUUUUACAAACCACGUGGAAAUCCAUUUUUUUCGAGAACAAUUGACUGAAAUGAUUGAGACGCGUGAAUCUGAUGAGUGAAAUUCCUUUGAGUUUCAAGUUUAAUUGUUGUUAUUUUAUUGGUAACAAUAGAUCAGUUGCAACUUAAUGGAGCCAUUGGUAUUCAUUAACUCAUUUUUUGACCAACAUAAUUUAUGAUAAAGGAUUACUCAUGAUUUGUUGUGGUAAGAUUAGACUUAAAGUUAAAACAUGUAAAGCAGAAUGUACUGUGUUAUUUGUAUCUUGUUGGCAUCAGCCGUGGAAGCAUUAGAUGUGAAACCCCAGAGGGAACUGUAUACUCCAGACUACAGGAUUUACCACAAUGUAUCUGAGAUUUCAAGAAAACUCAGAGAUUUAAUUGCAAAAUACCCCAGUUUCAUACGUGAACAUGAAACAUCCCAGCGUUCAAGAAAUGGCUUAAAACAGUUUGUUUUACAAAUUACCAACUUUGAGUCCCACCAUCAAAAUAAGACAGCAAAAAUACUUAUGUCCUUUGGAGAACAUGCAAGGGAGUUUUUGCCUGUGGAAACCCUGUUUUAUCUGAUAUACCAGCUUCUACCACCCAGAUCAGCAAUAAAUCUGAGUAAUUUUGAGAUUUAUGCAAUUGCACUAGCAAAUCCUGAUGGAAGGUUGUAUGUGGAAAAGUCUAAAAAUUAUUGUUGGAGAGGCACAUAUCCCAGCGGUGUGGAUAUAAACAGGAAUUUUGAAUGGGAGUUUGGAGGAAAGGGAAGCUCAGGAGAUAAAAAUGAUGAAGAAUACAGAGGUCCAUAUCCAUUUUCAGAACCUGAAACUAUAAUUUACAAAGAGCUGACAGAUAAGAUUCACUUUGAUGGGUUCCUGUCUUUACACUCUGGGACACGACAUAUUUACAUUCCUUAUGCAGAUACAGAAUCUCAAAGGUUAAGGCGAACUCAUGAAAACGAAAAAGAAAUGCGAACGUUAGCAUGGGAGAUGUCAACAGCCACAAAACACAAAUAUCUGUACGGUAAAGCGAUAGACUUGACAAAAUACACGGCAGAUGGGACAAUAUUUGAUUUCAUGGCAGGUGUCAAAAAUAUUUCAUUUUCAUAUGCCAUUGAACUAUGGGGCCGCAAGUUUAGCAAAUCCCCGAGCUGCUUUGAUCUCUUUAAUCCUCCAAAUGACCAGCUAGAGAAGGUUGUGCAGGAAAUCUAUCAAGUGUAUGUUAAGUUUUUGAAUGGCAUUUUGAACUGGAAGCGUAACAGAGAAAACCAGGCCCACUAUAUUCAGGCAAUUGCACAACUCAAUAUUCCGUACCUCAUACCAGAUGCGGUGAGUGUUCUGCAUUUAAUGGAUGCCCCCACAAUGGAGUCAUCGCUACUGACCGUCGGUGUGCUGUUUGUGCUUAUAUGCGUUAUUCUCGUCAACGAAAGACAUUUCCUCUUUAGACGUGUUUUUUUUAAAUGACAGCUGACCAGCAUUUUAUCAUUGAGACUCUAGAUACUUCAGGAUACCGAGAGAGACAUUAUUCGUCAUUUCGAACUCCUUAAACAAAGUCUAGCAGGGGUAUAUAGGAGUCACGCUGUUUAUUGAAUGGUUUGUCUGUUCCUAUAUCGGUUUUGUUCGCUUGAAAUGUUUUCGAGCGAAAACCUUUUACAUAUCUCAAGUAAUUGAAUUAAACUUGACAAAUGCCAUCCCCAUGAGGUGUAGAUAAAGUUUUCACACACAGUAAGCCAUGCAUUUGUGAGUUAUGUCCUUUGAAUUUAGCUUUUUGUAUGAAUUAUAUGUGAUACGUUUGUGGAGCGAACUUUUUCUGUAUCUCUCAGACUAUUGAAUUGAACCUUGAAUUUGUUCAUAUCCAUGAAGUCUAUAUUGUGCAAGAUACUUUUUUCAUGCAAGUUUUCCACACAUUCCUUAGUAUUCUGUCAUUGACAUGAGCCAUUUUCAUAGAGGAAGCAUAACAUAUUCUACACUUCUUUUCAUUCCCAUCAUGACCAACACAUUUCUGAGUUAACCCUUUGCAUGCUGGGAAAUGUGUGGUCUGCUAAAUUGUCGUCUGCUGAAUUUCUUAAAUAAGCAUUUUCUUCAUUUUUUUCAAAAAAUACUAUCAGAAUAGCAAACAGUUUGGAUCCUGAUGAGACGCCACGUUCUGUGGCGUCUCAUCUGGAUCCAAACUGUUUGCAAAGGCCUUUAAAAUUCGGUUCCAGCACUGAAAGGGUUAAAUUCACUUGGACUAAGUCAUGCGGUUGGUAGGCCUGUGGCAGAGUGGAGCGGUGGUAUUUAGUCACGUCUGUGACAAAGUUUUGUUUAAUUUUGAAAUGUUAAAUUUUAAGAUACAAUGUACACAAAUCAGUUUGGUAAAAUUCAAACAAGCUUGAUCAAAAAAUGAAUGUUUUUUGCUUUGUUAUAUUUUAUACCUCUUUUUUAUUAUUUCAUGAGGCAGGGCAUUUACAAUUUGUUACCAAAAUUUGCGAAUUCCCCAAUUGAAAAUGUAAAUUUUACCACAUUUUAACACUAAAAUUUACCAUACUUGGAUCACAUUGGCAAAGAUAUAGAAAUAUUUGUGAGCAUGUAUUAGAAAACUAUUUGUAUGAAUUUUAUACAUGUUAAACAAAUGUUUGUCACUUGAAGCUGUAUGUAUAGUGAAUGUUUUAAAUGAUCUCUUUAAACUCUUUGAAAACUUUAAUUGUACAUAGGUUGUGUAUAUCAAUAUUGUCUCGAACAUUUAUCAUAUGACUUUCAUUAAGGUUGGUAAAAUGGCCAUUGGUCGGUUUUAACCAACAUCCGAAUUUGCAUGCCGGCAUUGAUCUGUCUCAUAGAAAUUCACAGCUGCCCACACGGGUAGUUAAUCAAUGUUUAAAUAAUUAGUAUUCAUAUUACUUUCACGUAUCAUGUAUUUUCAAGUAAUUGUACUGAAGUUUAUUUGCUAUCUUUUUAAAAUUACGUGUAAAAUAAUGCAUGAUAUUGAAUAUUCAUUUAUUUGAUAUUGUUAUUUAAUAUAUUAUUUAUUAGUAUGAAUUGCUUAUCCUUAAUGUAUCAUAAAUUAAUUUUUCGACCGUUUGACCCUUUUUUUAUUGAAAUUGAGUAACGUUUUGAUAAUAUUUACACGAUUGCAUGUAUAGUAUUUCAAGAUGAUACAUUGGACAACUGACACUUUUUUGUCACUGAACUUUUACUAGAGCUAUUAGGUAAAACAUACACAUAUAAAUAGAUUUCAUUUUUGUCAUUACAAAUGUGGCCAUAUUGGGCCAGAAAUGACUUGCAAGUGUUUAUUGAUGCUAAUACAUGUAGACUUUUUGCAUCCCCGAAAUAGCGGAGAGCUAUGUUUAGUUAAUUGACCAGUUCAAUCAGCAUAGAAUUAAGCUUCCCCUUGAUUGUUCUACCGUUGUUUGGUCCUUCGAGAUUGCUAAUUUAUUGAUGUGCUUUUUUGUUACUACUGAAACAUAAUCAUUUAUGAUUGACUAAUUCAGAUCGUGAUUUGCUGCUUAAAAACUCUGUAGAAUUAUAUACAUAUGCUUUUGCAUUAUUUACAUCAUUAAUAUAUACCUAACACCGUUGGUUUGUUUUACAUUUUUGCAAAUUAAGAUAUUUCACAUUGUUGUCUUUAUUUGUUCCAUAUUUAUUUGUAUUGCAAUAGUAUGUGGUAAAUGAUUAUACACAAUUGUGAGUUGUUAUCUUAGUGUGAUGGUUAAAAUGGCAGCAGCCCACAAAUCCGAGCUUCAAUUACUUGAUAUUGUUUUGUAGCCAUAUUUAUCCUGUAUUGUACAGACAGUUGGUCACUUGUCUUUAAUAAAAGGCUACCAAAGAUAACGAGAAUUUUCCAGGUAAUGUGUCUGGAGUUUCAUAUUUAGCUCACCUGUGCAACGCUCAAUGUUCGCUUUUGCAACCGCCUUUUGUCAGUUGUUCAGUGUUAUUUGUCAGUAAAUUUUUAAUUGAGGACAUUUUGUUCUAAACCAUUCAGCAGAUUUUAACAAAACUUCAACUGAAUGAUCCUCUUUCAUUUUCAGUGUUAUUCAGAUUAAACCGGUAUGGCACAUAAAAUUAUGUAGGUCCUCAGCUUAAUUAAAUUUGGUUAGUAACAUCAUAUAGUGGUCUUCUGCUAAAUUUGUUCAAAUCAUGCCUCAGUGUUAAAAUUGGCGGCACUUGAUUAUUAUAUUGAUUUAUAUUGCAUGAUAAUUGUUUAAAAAAUAUCCGAUGAAUCCACAAAGCAAACAAGGUUGAUAUUUGGAUGUGAAUUUAGUAUGUGGUUUUCUAAAAGACUGUUCAAAUCGAGCCCCAGUAUUAAAGAUGGGACACAGCCCAUUACACAUUUGAGUCAAUGUAGGGUUAUCCUCAACCUCUUGUCAAUAUAUUUUGCUGUUUGUUUUGUUUUCUAAUUAAACGGCGAAUGAUUAUAAUGUUGCUAGACUUUCCUAAUUUUUCUAUGAACCGAAUACGAAACUCUCGCGACAGGUUAGUCUAAUUCUUCGCUGUGAGACAAAUGAUAAGAAUAUAUUACUAGUAUAUACUCAUGCAGUGUUUGUCUUUAGUACACAUAUAAUAUAUGCUCAUGAAGUGUUUGUUUAUAUCUUUGACUAUACCUUUAUUAAUAUGUUGACUUUGCUCAGUUCAGCCUGUGAUAUUAUUAAUAUUGUUAUGAUAUUUUUACAAUUGUCAUAAUACAUACUAUUUUACAUAUGACCCACGUCAUGCGAACAUGGGUCUUAUGCCUUAUGUUGUCAGCGUAGCCUCAGUCCAGCAUGGGCAAUUGCACAGUCUGCUUCGGAUGUACGCUUUUUUUUAAAGUCACACAAUGUUCCGUUGUCUUAUCAGCGGACAGAGUAGCUCCUGAAUUGACUUCGCAGAUGAUCAGGCUGGUCUGGUGCUACGCUGGCCGCAUAUGGGAUAUGAUCCAUUUUCUCAUGACGCGGGUUAAAACACACACACAAGAGCACUCCAAGAAAUGUGUUACUAGUCUGUUUUUGUUUGUGCAUGUAUUUUCUGCCUAAUUGUCUGCUUUGUUUUGAUGUUCAUUUGUAUAUCAAGUGAUUUAUGUUUAUUGUAUAUCCAGUUGUUAGAUACAGAAAAGUUCUGAUAUUGUUUCUGCAUAAUAUACAUUAAAUUGAUUCGUCAGUAUUAUAUAGAAGAAGCAAAACUCUAAGUGUUCUUUAUCAAUAUCGUUUGUGUGAUUCACUGAAUUCGUAUAAAAAAUGAAUUUGAAUCAGCUCAUUUAACUCAUGAUAUGUUUAUGUUUUAUUUUAGAAUUGAAUCGUGUGUUGCUCUCGAGUAUUUUAUAUUUUUGUCCCCUACCGGUGAAACCGUAGGGGACUUGAGGUUUGCGCUCUGUCAGUUUACUGAUUCAGUCACAAAGCAGCGUGGAGCUAUAUGUUAUGUGACGUAGGAUUGAUGAGUUUUGAUUAACUUAAUGUUCUACUUUUGUCUACCAUUCAUUUUAAUUUGGCAGCAACAAUAUUUAUACGCAAUUUUGAUCCUACAAAUAUAAACAAGAGGGCCUGAAAGGCCCAAAGUCGCUCACCUGAGAUAACAAGAUAUUAUUGGAACAAAUCUUCUGACCAAGUUUCACGACGAUCGAAAAAUAAAUGUGGCCUCUAGAGUGUUAACAAGGUUUUACUAAAGCAAUAUAAGGAAAAAUGCCCCGCCCCCUGGCAGCCAUGUUAUUCAACCAACCGGCAUCGUUUUUUAACUCGUCCAAGAUAUUAUCGGGAUGAAUCUUCUGACCAAGUUUCAUGAAGAUCGGACAGUAAAUGUGGCCUCUAGAGUGUUAACAAGAUUUUACUAAAGCCUUAUAAGGAAAAAUGCCCCGCCCCUUGGAAGCCAUUUUUCAAGUAAACAUAGUUAUUUUCGAACUCAUCCAAGAUAUCAUUGAGACCUUUCUUCUGACUAAAUUUCAUGAAGAUUGGACAAUAAAUGUGGCCUCUUGAGUGUUAACAAGGUUUUACUAUAGCCAUAUAUAGCCAUAUAAGGAAAAAUGCCCCGCCCCUGGUGGCCAUGUUUUUAAAGCAACCAAAACCAUUUUCGGACCCAUCCAGGAUAUCAUUGGGACAAAUCUUCUGACCAAGUUUCAUGAUGAUCGGAAAAUAAAUGUGACCUCUAGAGUGUUAACAUGGUUUUACUAUAGCCAUAUAAGGGAAAUAGCCCCGCCCCCGUGGUAGCCAUGUUUUUCAACCAACCGGCAUCAUUUUGUUACCCUUAAUAAUACAGUAUAUUCGCGUUAUAAUAUCUAAAGCAUCUUUUCCUUGAGAAAAAUAAUUUCCUCAGUUCAAUAAAGGAUUACGCAAUUAUAUUACCUUUUUAUAUACCGGUAGAUGCAUUCAAAUGAAGGUUUAUUUGGUUAGGUAAGGUCUGGUCUCAUAGUAUUUAUAUACUUCUUAAGCUGUUGUUGUGUUGUUGUUGUUGUUUUUGAAGUAGUAAUAGUUGAAAGUUACAAAUAAGCAAUUUUGAAUUAUAUUAAAUUCUGUUUUUG